Messenger RNA from Epinephelus lanceolatus (giant grouper), 3455 nucleotides. It is a transcript of the gene pdxdc1, whose product is annotated as pyridoxal-dependent decarboxylase domain containing 1. Gene Ontology annotation, cellular component: intracellular membrane-bounded organelle. The record is from RefSeq and is a predicted model, not a curated record. Gene Ontology annotation, biological process: carboxylic acid metabolic process. Gene Ontology annotation, molecular function: carbon-carbon lyase activity; pyridoxal phosphate binding. NCBI's taxonomy places the organism in Eukaryota, Metazoa, Chordata, Actinopteri, Perciformes, Serranidae.
AGUAAAUUGUCCGGUUCACUUCAGUCUGCGGAAUCCAGAAACAAGUGAGAGCAGUAAAUACGUGUCAAAUUCAACAUUUCAGCAAGCUUUCCCGAAGACGUGUGAAGGGACGCCGCAGCGUUGCCUUGCCACAGCUUGUUUGAGUCCCCUCCAGCAGCAGCAGCAGACCGGGUCCGGCUGUCAGCUGUGUGCAGUGAAGCACACACACGCACCGCACACAUACCAGACACACACACCUUAGAUGAUGGUGGACUCCACGUUGGCUCAAGUGGGCAAAAAUCUGAGUGAAGCCAUGAGAAUCCUGGAAGAUGGACAGAGAGAGAAUGAGGUAGGGCCAGAGAAGUGGCGCCUCAACAGAACCAGCAUCCCUGGACCCCUGCAGGGAGAUGGUCAGGAUGUUGCCACUAUUUUGCACCUUGUCCACAACCUCAUUCAUGAUGAGGAGGAGGAAGAGGACAAACCAAGCCAACAUAGGAUGCAGAAUGUGGGUGAACAGGGUCACAUGGCCUUGCUGGGUCACAGCCUGGCAGCCUACAUAUCUGUGUUGGACAGAGAGCGGCUACGGAAGUUGACUACUCGGAUCCUGUCUGACACCACACUGUGGCUCUGCAGACUGUUCAGGUAUGAGAACGGUUCAGCCUACUUCCAUGAGGAUGACAGGGAUGGCCUAGUCAAAGUGUGUCGGCUGGUCAUUAAUGCCCGUUAUGAAGAGUAUGCCUCUGAGGGCUAUGCAAUCCUCAGCUCCAAACAGCCAGUCAUCUACCAGAGUGCCUCUGGCAGACCCGGACUGGGGCAGCAUCUGUGCAGCCAGCUUGGCCUGCCUCUCUCUAGUCUGUGUACAGUCCCAUGCAAUACCAUCUUUGGAUCCCAACACCAAAUGGACAUUGCCCUGUUGGACAAACUAAUCAAAGAGGACAUAGAAGCUGGGAAGCUUCCUCUGCUGUUGAUUGCCAAUGCAGGCACCCCUGGGGCAGGACAUACAGACAAAUUGGGUCGUCUGAAAGACUUGUGUGAUCAGUACAGCAUGUGGCUGCAUGUGGAGGGGGUCAACCUGGCAACCCUAGCACUGGGUCAGAUCACCUCUGCUAUCAUGGCAGCCACCAAAAGUGACAGUAUGACACUGACACCAGGUCAGUGGCUGGGACUACCUGCUGUAACUGCUGUCACCCUUUACAGACAUGAGGACCCAGCACUGUCACUGGCAGCAGGUUUGACCUCCAGCCAGCCGGUAGCGAAGCUUCGAGCACUGCCUCUCUGGCUCUCCCUGCAGUACCUUGGUCACAAUGGCAUUGUGGAAAAGAUCAGACAUGCCACAGCUCUAAGCCAGCAACUCCUGCAGAAGCUAAAAGCUCUCACCUCCAUCAAAACAUCAGUGGAGGAUGAACUCAGCUCUCCUGUGGUACUGUUCAAGUUUUCCCAGGAAAGUAGUGCUGCAUCCAGUGGGGGUUCAGUGGAAGGUUACUGCGCUGGGGAGAAAGAGGUGCUUGAUUCCUUCAACAGAUGGCUGGGUGAACAACUGGUUCAGCUGGUUCCCACCAGUGGGGUAGAUGUAGUGGAGCUUGAGGACGAAGGUACAUGUGUUCGCUUCAGUCCCCUCCUGACUGCGGCAGUUCUGGGGACCCAGCAGGAGAACGUAGAGGAACUGGUGGAGAAGCUGUCAGAGCUGGUGCCUUUGAUGUGCUCCACGAUGUGCCUCAGACAGGACUUCAGAGAGGAAAUCCACCGACACUCACCCUCACUCAGAUACAUAGAGGACCUUAGCUGGCCUGGCCUUGGUGUUGUCAGGUACGAGCCUCAGGCUGAAGGAAUGGAUGAGAGCAGGAGGAAGCAGGAGUUGGAGAAAAUCAACACUGAGCUGCUGAAGAAACUACAAGACCUGGAUACUGACAUCAUUUUCUCCACUGGCCCUGAGUUUGGGACAGAGGAGGACUGUAUUUUUGUUGGCAUGGUCACAGAGGACGUUGAUGUCACAGAGUUGGUGGAUACUGUUGCGGCCCUCGGGAGGGACAUAGAGGAGAGCGGAAGGCUAUUGGAGAACAUGACAGAGGUGGUGAGGAAAGGCAUCCUGGAGGCAGAGCUGCAGCUGCAGAAGGCCAAUGAGGAGAAACUCAUGGAAGAGGGGAUGCUGCGACAGAUUCCUCUGGUUGGCUCUGUCUUAAACUGGUUCUCUCCAUUUGAAAGCUCCAUAAAGGGGAGGACCUUCAACUUGGCUGCAGGUUCCCUGGACUCCACAGAGACCACAUACUCCACCAAGGCUCAGGCAGGCAGGCCCAACCUACAAGAAACUCCCACCUCCUCAUCAAAGAAAUUACCAGGUCAGAGGUUAUUCCGUCGUUCAGGGGUGGGCUCUGACUCUUUUAGUGAAACCAGCUCCAUUGGACAAGCUGAGGAGACAACCAGGGACGGGAGCAGCACUCAAAGUGGUAGCAUCCACCCACCCACCUCUCCACCCGUACCUAAAGAGGACUCUCACACUGCUUGUGAUGUCACACCAGAGAAAAUCCAGGAAUCCUCUGUGCAGGAGCACUCACAGGUCGAGGAUGAAGUGGCGUCAGAGGAGAGGCAGCCUGAAGGCCCAGAGGUGGAGCAGAGUGAGAGAUAGGAUGACUCUCUCUACAGGUGUCCUCCAACCGUCCUCCAAAUGGUACCAGUCUAACAGAUGUUAAAAAGAAAGGUGUUAUUACAUUAAGAAUCUAACUUUUCCAAUUUUGAAGGGAAACCGAUUGAGAGCUAGACUGGGCUGUUUGUCUCUGUCACAGUUAAUGGCAAAGUCCACCCUGGAUUCUUUUACUGUGAUGCUCAGUUCAGUGCAUUCUAGUUAUUUAGUGAUAGUGUUCUAAUAUAAUGCCUGUUGCUGCAGCAGUCUGAUAAAUAUGUUUUCCAACAAUUUUCAGAAUUGCCUUUUGACCACUCCAACACUGGACAUGAGAGGGUUGCUCUCAUUCCACAGUGUACUGGUAUACAUAAAACAUAUGUCUGGGGGAAAAAAAUAAGCACAUCUGCCUUGCCUCUUAUGUGCUGAAUUCUCAUGGUAUCAUUUUUUUCUGUACAUUUAUGAAAAAUGUUCUGCUAUCAAACUCCUCUGUAGCUGCACUCAAAAUAUCUUGACAGAUCAUGUCCAGAGGUGGGUAGAGGAACCAAAAACUGUAAUUGAGUAAAAGUACUGUUACGUUGCAACAACAAGGACUCAAGUAGAAGUAAAAGUAGUCAUUUAAAUGACUAUUUGAGUUAGAGUAUUAAAGUACUUACUGAAAAAACGACUUGAGUAGUGAGCAACUUAAAGGAGCACUUCACCCACCAUGUGACCAUUUGUAUAGCAAUUACUCACCGCAUGUUACGUUGAAUUCCUGAAGACAACUGUAUUUUUAUCUCAUGCCUCCUCUGUGAAUGGAGAAUCUAAAAAAGGUGAACAUUCUUCAUGAAUUGAAGUCACUGGGGAUCACGUUUAACAACAG